This is a messenger RNA of Sabethes cyaneus, 450 nucleotides long. RefSeq names its product callisulfakinin (gene Dsk). The coding region runs from base 1 to 450 and encodes 149 amino acids. The transcript has a single exon. NCBI's taxonomy places the organism in Eukaryota, Metazoa, Arthropoda, Insecta, Diptera, Culicidae. The record is from RefSeq and is a predicted model, not a curated record.
AUGACUCGUCUAACGGUGUCCUUGUUGGCCACCUUGAUAGUGUACUUUGCUUACCAGCUGCUGGCGAGUGAGGCGCUGCCUACCAGCGCAAUUGGAAAUUCCCCGGGAACCGCUGAAAGUAAUCUACCAAGUGAGGAAAAUGUGAUCAAAAGUGUGAACAAGUGGCUGAAAAGUGCAUACAAUCAACGACAGCGAGCAACGUCGGCAAAGGCCAAUGGAGGCCGCUACGGACCCCUGGCUCUGCUACGACGGUCACAGAAUCCGGUGGAAUCCGCUGUUGUUGCUGGUGUGGGUGGCAAAAGUCCGUACAACUACCUGUCAGACGUGAGCUUGUUCGAGGACGACGAUAUCGAGAAACGGUUCGACGACUACGGCCACAUGCGCUUCGGCAAGCGAGGCGGCGAAGGUGAACAGUUCGACGAUUACGGUCACAUGCGAUUCGGACGGUAA